UUAAUCUAUCACGUGUCAGCCAUAAAAGCCUGUAGCCACGCGCUGACUUGUAUACAGGCCAGCCCUAAAUUGUUCCCCCCACUCACAAAUCCUCUGCAACUGCAAGUGUUAUUUCCUUUUCUUUUUUAGCAUUUUCCGUUUUCCUAAUAUUAUUUUCCUUCAGGAGAGAGAAACCCAGGCGAAGAGGAAAACUAGAGAGAGAAUAUAAAUAUUCGUUAAAAGAGUAUGACUAUUACACCUUUUGCAAUUUGGAUCUGCCUCUGAAAGGUUAUAACCUCAGCAAUAUCAUAGCAGAAGGUGCUUCUUGAGUUGUUAUUCGUUUUGGGCACACAUAUAGAUGGCAGAAGGACUAUCAAGCUUUUGGGGUCCUGUAACAACUGCAGAAUGGUGUGAGAAAAAUUAUGUCUAUUCUCCUUAUAUUGCAGAGUUUUUCAAUACGAUAUCUAACGUCCCAAGCAUUCUUUUGGCAUUUAUUGGCCUGAUAAAUGCUCUGAGACAACGGUUUGAGAAGAGGUUUAGCAUACUUCACAUAUCUAAUAUGAUACUUGCCAUUGGAAGCAUGCUUUACCACUCCUCACUACAACGCGUGCAACAACAAGGUGAUGAAACCCCAAUGGUGUGGGAAAUGCUUUUGUAUCUCUAUAUUCUUUAUUCACCAGAUUGGCACUAUAGGAGUACAAUGCCCACCUUCCUGUUUCUCUAUGGUGCUGCAUUUGCUGUCUUCCAUGCAUUGGUUCGUUUUGGAAUUGGUUUUAAGGUGCACUAUGCAAUACUUUGUCUUCUCUGCACACCUCGGAUGUACAAAUACUACAUCUACACUGAGAAUGGGUCUGCAAAGCGGCUUGCAAAAUUAUUCGUGGCUACCAUAUUCUUGGGGACUAUUUGUUGGCUGUUUGAUCGCAUUUUCUGCAAUAAAAUUUCUAAGUGGCACUUCAACCCGCAAGGACAUGCUUUGUGGCAUGUUUUGAUGGGCUUCAAUUCAUAUUAUGCAAACACAUUCCUGAUGUUUUGUCGUGCUCAGCAAUUAGGAUGGAAUCCUAAAGUCGUUCACUUCCUGGGGUGGCUCCCAUAUAUUAAGGUUCAAAAACCAAAGACCCAGUGAGAAAUGCAGGGAAGCAAGUGGCGUCCGUUUGACACUCUUAAAUUUGGAGGUAGAUAUAUGGUUUUGCCCGAUGAACAAACAAUAGAAGUCAAAUUUUUCCUUAUCUUCUUUGAAGUGGAUGUAAAUGAUAGUUGAAUAUUGCAAUCGGCAGUUGCAUUUUGGUUAAUUGAAGUUGUAUAACAAGUGGUUUUGCUUAGAAAGAUGUAUGGUCAGUGUACCAUAUAUUAUUUCCAGAUUAAAUAGGUCCUUGAUUCUUCUGCAAAUCUGAACAUGUAAAUUCAUCUUGUUGUUACCUACGCAUUUUUAGAUUUCUUAAAUACAAGAGUUCUAUUACAAGGUUCUGCUCA
Messenger RNA from Jatropha curcas, 1449 nucleotides. Its product is annotated as alkaline ceramidase. The record is from RefSeq and is a predicted model, not a curated record. NCBI's taxonomy places the organism in Eukaryota, Viridiplantae, Streptophyta, Magnoliopsida, Malpighiales, Euphorbiaceae. Gene Ontology annotation, molecular function: hydrolase activity, acting on carbon-nitrogen (but not peptide) bonds, in linear amides. Gene Ontology annotation, cellular component: membrane. Gene Ontology annotation, biological process: autophagy; defense response to other organism; ceramide metabolic process.